Molecule: messenger RNA, 4336 nt
Organism: Acanthopagrus latus (yellowfin seabream)
Lineage: Eukaryota; Metazoa; Chordata; Actinopteri; Spariformes; Sparidae
Gene: grm2a
Product: glutamate receptor, metabotropic 2a
Exons: 6
Coding region: 1281-3962 (893 amino acids)
Biological process (GO): G protein-coupled glutamate receptor signaling pathway; regulation of synaptic transmission, glutamatergic
Cellular component (GO): membrane
Molecular function (GO): group II metabotropic glutamate receptor activity
Source: RefSeq, a predicted model, not a curated record
GAGGAGAGCGGAGAGGGUCGCAGCUCAGCCCCUCGGAGCGCACGUCUCCCUGCGCGUCUCCCUGCGCGCCUCGCCGUGCCAUCCGGGACCGACCUCACACUCUCUCGUGUCACAACUUGUUCGCGGAUCCCAAAUAAAACAUUUCCAACGCUGACGACAAGUAGUCUCCAAAGAAUCGUUAUUUUGAUGUAACACACACACACACACACACACACACACACACACACACACACACACACACACACACACACACACACACACACACACACACACACACACACACACACACACACCACUUCCCUGACCGCUCGAACAAAUAGGGGGCGACUCUUAAAGCCCUCUCCUCAUUUGACACCCAGCAGCUCACAACACAGAGCAAAGCGGCUGACAGAAAGCUUUUUUUUCUUCUUCUUCUUCUUCCCUCCAUCAGGCUCUAAAUCACUUUGUCUGUCAGUGUUGGCGAUGAGGCAGCUCAUCUCCCCGACUGUUCGUGCGUGGAGCGACUGCGCCUUUGUACCAAGUAUCCAAACCUUCUGAGAGUUGAGGCUCUCCUCUCUCAGGUUGGUGCAGCGGCAGGAUCGUUUCCAAAAAAUACUGUUAGACACUUCACUCGUGUAACAGGUAGAAUUUCAACUUUUUCUUUUUUUAAAUUUCGUUGAGCGCUAGAGCAGAUAAUCUGGCAUCCUAUCAGACUCACAAACGUCACACUUGGUUUCAAGGUUGCUCUUUAAAUUGACAUUUCCUCGCAGAUACUGAAACGCCUUUUUUUUUUCCCUGCCCCUUCAGCACUAUGCAGUGGGCGUCAGUUGCACUUGUUUUCAGGGUGUUGAGGAGAAUGUGAGUUUUUGAGCGGCUGGCAGCGGGACCAGAACCUCCAGGAAACCCGGCGGCUUGUGUUUCUCUGUCCUCCUCAGCACCACGGACAGCUCCUGCACGCGUCGCAAACUUCAAGCAGCGACGCUCGCCUCCUCCACUCCUGCCCAGCUGUAGUGCAUCGGGUUUUAGGCUGUUGAAAAAAAAAACCAAACUGCUGCUGCACAAGGAUAUACGCUGGGUUUACACGAUCUGUUAAUCGCACGGCAGCGCUGGAAGCUGAGAGAAGCCUGCACAGGCUGUAAUCUACAAAAAGCUCUGAAGAAGAGAAGGGACGAAGAGGAUGGCACUGAUGCUGUAAAUGGCCUCUGUCAGAAUAAAAACACUGGUUGUUCUUUUCUUCAAAGCUUGACCAGUCGCUGACCAGAAAUCACAGGCAGGACGCUGACCUUGUUUCGCCCAGGGAUAUGUCAGUGGGGAAAUCCCCUGUGUCGGGGGUGCGCCCUGUGCCCCGACCCCUCUGGCUGUCCCACCUCAGCCUGCUGUGCUUCUGUGUGUCUCUCUUUGCCCAGGCUCCCCAGGGUUUGCCUGCGGUAAGUUAUAACACUGACUCCAAGAGGGAGAUCACUUUGGACGGAGAUUUGAUGAUUGGCGGCCUGUUCCCUGUGCACCAGAAGGGUGAGGGCGCAGAGGACUGUGGGAAGAUCAAUGCUCAGAGGGGGAUCCAGAGACUGGAGGCCAUGCUGCUGGCACUAGAUGAAAUCAACAAGGAUGAACGCAUCCUGCCUGGGAUCAAACUGGGAGCUCAUAUACUGGACACUUGCUCUAAGGACACCUACGCUCUGGAGCAGUCUCUAGAGUUUGUCCGGGCCUCCCUCACCAAAGUCGACGACAGCGAGUAUACGUGCCCCGACGGCUCCUACGCCAUCCAUGAUGACGUCCCUCUGGCUAUCUCUGGGGUCAUAGGAGGUUCCUACAGCGAUGUCUCCAUUCAGGUGGCCAACCUUCUGCGACUCUUCCAGAUCCCUCAGAUAAGCUACGCCUCCACCAGUGCCAAGCUUAGCGACAAGACCCGCUAUGACUACUUUGCCCGCACUGUGCCCCCUGACUUCUACCAGGCCAAGGCCAUGGCGGAGAUCCUGCGUUACUUCAACUGGACGUACGUAUCGACGGUGGCGUCUGAAGGUGACUAUGGCGAGACUGGCAUUGAUGCCUUCCAGCAGGAGGCUCGUGCCCGUCAGAUCUGCAUCGCCACAUCAGCAAAGGUGAGCCGCUCCAUGAGCCGCUGGAGUUAUGAGAACGUGAUUCGGUCCCUGCAACAGAAGUCCAACGCCAAGGUAGUCAUCCUGUUCACGCGCAGUGAAGACGCCCGUGAGUUGCUGGUGGCAGCCAACCGAAUGAAUGUCACCUUCACCUGGGUGGCCAGCGAUGGCUGGGGAGCACAGGAGAGCGUGGUGAGAGGCAGCGAGGCUGUGGCUGACGGUGCGUUCACCAUUGAACUGGCUUCCUAUCCGAUCCCCCAAUUUAAUGACUACUUCACUGCCCUGCACCCCUACAACAACACCAGGAAUCCUUGGUUCAGAGAGUUUUGGGAGAACCAGUUCCAGUGCAGCCUCCAUGAUCUGAGCUGUGGGAAGCACACACUCCGGGAAGCUCAGUUUCAGCCAGAAUCUAAGAUUAUGUUUGUAGUGAAUGCUGUCUAUGCAAUGGCUGCUGCUUUACAUAACAUGAGGCAGGCCUUAUGCCCCAACUCCACAAAGGUGUGUGAAGCUCUCAAACCUGGCAAUGGAAGAAAGUUUUACAGGGACUACAUUCUCAAGGUCAAGUUUGAGGCACCAUUUCGUCCACCAGACACAGAGAAUGUAGUCCGAUUUGAUGCCUUCGGGGACAGCCUCGGCCGUUACAACAUUUUCCACUACCACAAAGAAGGUGGACGCUAUGUCUACCAAAAGGUUGGCUACUGGGCUCAGAGCCUGACCCUGAACACCAGCCUGAUCCCCUGGGCUGGCCAUGUUGCACCAACCUCACAGUGCAGUGACCCUUGCAGGAAAAAUGAAGUCAAGAGCAUGCAGCCUGGAGAUGUGUGCUGCUGGAUCUGUAUCCCCUGUCAGCCCUACCAGUAUCUGCAGGAUGAGUUCACCUGUGCUGACUGCAGCUUUGGACAAUGGCCACUGGCCAACCUGACAGGCUGUUACGAUCUGCCAGAGGAGUACAUCCGUUGGGAAGAUGCCUGGGCCAUUGGACCCGUCACCAUUUCCUGUCUAGGGAUGAUGUGUACGCUCUUUGUCAUUGGCCUCUUCCUUAAACACAAUGAGACACCCGUGGUGAAGGCAAGUGGACGUGAGCUCUCCUACAUUCUUCUGCUGGGAGUGUUGAUGUGUUAUAGCAUGACCUUCAUCUAUAUCGCCAAACCGUCCACGGCAGUUUGUACACUGCGCCGGCUGGGCUUAGGCACCUCCUUCGCUGUGUGCUACUCAGCCCUCCUGACUAAGACCAAUCGCAUCGCUCGGAUCUUCAGCGGGGUGAAGGACGGAGCCCAGCGGCCUCGAUUUAUCAGCCCAGCCUCCCAGGUCGCCAUCUGUGGCGCUCUGAUCUCCUGUCAGCUAGUUGUGGUGGUGGUCUGGAUGCUGGUGGAGGCUCCCGGGGUGAGAAAGGAAGUGAGUCCAGAGAGGAGAGACGUGGUCACCCUCAAGUGUAACAGCAAGGACUCCAGCAUGCUUGUGUCUCUCACCUACAACUGCAUCCUCAUUAUCCUCUGCACGGUCUACGCCUUCAAGACACGUAAAUGCCCCGAGAACUUCAAUGAGGCCAAGUUCAUCGGAUUCACCAUGUACACCACCUGCAUCAUCUGGCUGGCUUUCCAGCCUAUUUUCUACGUUACUGCCAGUGACUACAGGGUGCAGACCACCACCAUGUGCAUCUCCGUCAGUCUGAGUGGGUCGGUGGUAUUGGGCUGCCUCUUCGCUCCCAAGGUCCACAUCAUCCUGUUCCAGCCGCAGAAGAAUGUCUGUACUCUCCGAGUGGCCACCACCCGCUUCAGCGUCACCACUGGACCAGGCUCCAGUUUCUCUCAAGCAUCAGCCUCCAAUGUUGUUCCGACAGUGUGUAACGGACGAGAGGUGGUGGACUCCACAACGUCCUCUUUGUGAAGAUUAGCUGAGUUCCUUUUUGCCAAACAUUGUAUACAGUUAUAUAAUCACUAGUCCUGAAUCAGGUGUCUCAGAUAUUAAAGAGGUCACACAGAUGAUCGUCCUGACUUUGUUGUCCUCAAAGUGCUGUGAGUACAAUGUCCCAAUUAUUUUAUUUUGUUCUUUGACUCGUAGCGAUUUUAAAUGAGAUGCCAAUAAAGUCGCAUACGUAUAGCCCUUGUUUAUAUUGAAGAUUCUACUUGCAACAAUGGAGUAAAUUAUAGUAAAUCUGUUAAAUGUAAUAUAUACAAGACGUUUUUAAUGUAGAUUUUGGUGAACCAGUUUGUGCUUUCUUGUAAUUUAUGUAAAUAAAAUGUGUUUUUUAUUAAUACAGA